UGAAACGAUAAGCUGUACGGUAACGUGUUAGAGAAACACUACAGGCCUCGUUUGCGGCCGCCGUUUAAUCUAUUCUGAAAUAGAAGUAGGAAUAUAUCUCUGUAUACUGUAAUAUGUUGGCAGCUCUCACCUCAAAGGAUCGGAUGUGAAGAACACAGCGAUGGAGGAUUUUGUUCGUGUGAAAUGUGACUGGAUAUGGUUGCUAACACUCCUUUGUUUAUGGGAUUCAUCCGAUGGGCAGGUUGUGUACUCCGUGUCAGAGGAGGUGCAGAAGGGAACCGUGGUUGGAAAUAUAGCGAAGGAUCUGGGACUUAAUGUCAAUGAACUGGAGUCGCGGAUGUUUCAGAUUGUGUCGGGUUCCAGCAGAAGAUAUUUUGAGGUAAAUUUGAAAAGUGGCGCAUUGUUUGCGAAUGAGAGAAUCGACCGAGAGGAACUGUGUCCUGGUGCUCUGAAAUGCAGUUUAUUUUUAGAAGCAAUUAUUCACAAUCCUUUAAAUCUUUACCGGGUAGAAAUUAAUGUGUUAGACAUAAAUGAUAACGCACCUUUUUUCCAACGGAAUAAGAUCGAGUUAAAAAUAUCAGAAAUUGCUAAUCCAGGGGAAAAAAUUACUGUUGUUAUGGCAGAAGAUCCCGAUAUGGGCAGUAACUCGGUGAAAACAUACAAGAUAAGCCAGAAUGAGCAUUUUAGCUUGGAUGUACAGAGUGGAGAAGAUCGCAGAGUGUCUGCUGUGUUAAUGCUUCUGAAAGCACUGGACCGAGAGAAACAGGCCAUAAUACCGCUAGUAGUUACUGCUGUUGACGGCGGAAAACCUCCCAGGUCGGGAACCCUGCAGAUCACCGUGAACGUGAUGGAUGUGAACGACAACACCCCAGCGUUUAGCAAGCCGAUGUAUAAGGUUAGACUAAAUGAGAAUGUUCCAUACGGGACGCGGGUCUUAACGCUGAAUGCAACCGAUCCUGAUGAAGGGAUGAAUGGCCAAAUAAUUUACUCUAUGAUUGAGCACCAAAAUAUAAAUUUGGAUAUUUUUAGUAUCGAUCCGUAUACUGGUCAAAUCUCGGUGAAAGGGAAAAUUGAUUUUGAAGAACAUCCUGCCUUUGAAAUACACAUAGAAGCUACAGAUAAAGGCGUCCCACCACUGGGCACACAAUGUAAAGUUAUUAUCGAAGUUAUUGAUUUGAAUGAUAAUCACCCAGAAAUAUCAGUCACUCCACUAAUGAAAAGUUUAAGGGAAGACGCAACUAAUGGAACAGCUGUGGCGCUGAUUACAGUUUCAGAUAAAGAUGGAGGCAAAAACGGAAUGGUGAAUUGCGAUAUAGUCGGUUAUUUUCCUUUUAAACUGCACACUUCUAUAAAGAAAUAUUUUUCACUCGUGGUCGCCGGACCGCUAGACAGAGAAAUUUCUUCUUAUUACAACGUCACCAUGACAGCUACAGAUGAAGGAACUCCGCCUCUGUCCAGCACCAGCGUCAUUACUGUGCACGUUUCUGAUGUGAACGACAACGCGCCGCGCUUCCCAGAGCCGAUGAUAAAUAUCUAUGUAAAAGAGAACAAUCAGAUCGGCACCGUUAUAUAUACCGUGUCUGCGGCUGAUCCGGAUGAAAACGAAAACGCCCGAGUUUCUUACUCGCUCAUUGAAGGCUCUUCAGCCAGUGUUCCGCUUUCUAGUGUAAUAAACGUUAAUUCGGCCAGUGGGGAGAUAUACAGCCUAAAGUCUUUUAACUACGAAGAAGUGAAAACGUUUCAGUUUCAAAUUCAGGCCACAGACUCUGGUGAGCCUCCUCUAAGCAGCAACGUGACCGUGAAGGUUUUCAUCCUGGAUGAGAAUGACAACAGUCCUGGGAUCCUCCUGCCCUAUUCGGACCAGGGCUCCGUCAGUACUGAGAGCAUUCCCUACUCUGCCGAAGCGGGCUACUUCGUGGCCAAGAUCAGAGCUGUAGAUGCGGACUCUGGUUAUAACGCGCUGCUCUCUUACCACAUCGCCGAACCCAAGGGAAGCAACCUGUUUAGAAUCGGAACCAGCAGCGGGGAGAUACGGACUAAGAGGCGAAUGAGUGACAAUGACCUGAAGACUCACCCGCUGGUCAUUUUGGUUUCUGAUGGCGGAGACCCAUCCCUGUCAGCCACCGUGUCUAUUGAUGUCGUGGUUGUUGAAAGUAACAGUGAAAUUCAGACCCACUUCAAACAACUGCCGACCAGAGAGGAGAGUUUUUCGGACUUAAACCUGUAUUUGCUGAUCGCCAUCGUGUCAGUGUCGGUGAUAUUCCUGCUGAGCCUCAUCAGUUUGUUAGCCGUGAAAUGCCACAGGACGGAGACCAGUUUGAGUAGAUACAGCGCUCCGGUGAUCACCACACACCCCGACGGGAGCUGGUCUUACUCUAAAUCCACCCAGCAGUAUGACGUGUGUUUUAGCUCAGACACACUGAAGAGUGACGUAGUGGUUUUCCCGGCGCCGUUCCCGCCUGCAGACGCCGAACUGAUCAGUAUUAACGGGGCUGAUUCUUUGAAACGGAACCAAACUCUGCCGACCCGGGAGAAGGUAAGGCUAUAG
Brienomyrus brachyistius is the source of this 2548-nucleotide messenger RNA. RefSeq names its product protocadherin alpha-3-like. Gene Ontology annotation, biological process: homophilic cell-cell adhesion. Gene Ontology annotation, cellular component: plasma membrane. Gene Ontology annotation, molecular function: calcium ion binding. NCBI's taxonomy places the organism in Eukaryota, Metazoa, Chordata, Actinopteri, Osteoglossiformes, Mormyridae. The record is from RefSeq and is a predicted model, not a curated record. Bases 161 to 2548 code for a protein of 795 amino acids. The transcript has a single exon.